This is a messenger RNA of Verticillium nonalfalfae, 1965 nucleotides long. RefSeq lists its product as uncharacterized. NCBI's taxonomy places the organism in Eukaryota, Fungi, Ascomycota, Sordariomycetes, Glomerellales, Plectosphaerellaceae. The record is from RefSeq and is a predicted model, not a curated record. Bases 1 to 1965 code for a protein of 654 amino acids. Gene Ontology annotation, biological process: DNA repair. The transcript is spliced from 6 exons.
AUGUCACUCUCACAGGCGUCGCCAUUGGGUAGACCUGUAGUCUGGUCGGAGAAUCGACAGGCCUUGUGUGAUUCUCUGUGGUACUUCAAACAACACCAAGCCGGAAGCUACCCCAUUGAUGGCGUUCUCAGAGGAUUUCUGCUCGAUGGCGAGUCGACGAUCCGGGAUAUCGUGACCCCAGAUGUCAUCAUAUCUACUUUGGGCGGAGGUCGUCAGAAAGACUCAACGACCAAGAUGUCCGUACGCGUCAACGAGACGCGUGACUGCAUUGUGAAUCAGUGCAGAGAAGCCUUCAAAAGAGAUGUGCCAGUCGCUGUCAUUAUUGGGCGUAAAUGCACACUGGCCUCAGUACGAGUCCUUUACAAUUACAAUGUCCUUGACUGGUUCACUGUCACGGACAUGUGGAUUGAGAAGGAUGGACAGAAUGACAUCUUCUUCUGGAAGAUCCGCCUUGAACGAACCGACCGCACCACACCAUCCUGGUGCCAGCCUUGUGAUGCCCUUACACAGACUGUCGAACCCCGACCUUUCCCCCACGGAAAGUUGAACUGUGUUCACUGUGGUGUCAUAUCCAUGUAUAGUUUUGCACAAGGAUGGGCCUGCCUCAAUGGCAACUGCGAGCAGCAUUUCACGCUCGCCGACGGAACGUCACUUACCGAUCUCUCCUAUGCUGGCCACUCGGCCACCAUCAUUGCCUGGUGCAGCGAAUGCAAGCACGCAAGCAAGACCAUAUUCGACGAGGGCUGGACCUGCAAUAACCGCAGCUGCUCCAGAGCAUUCGAAUUUCCUGCCGAGGUAGACAUUGGCGCUCUCACAUACUCAGAGGCAUUUCUUUCUGAGCGCACCACUUUUCCUACGCCUCCAGAUUCCCUGAUCCCUCCGAUGCCGAACCCCAGCCAAGGUUGUGGCACAGAAAAGGCAGCUCGAAUUAGUAUGGUCUGCCCUCAAUGCCACGGCUGUAGUCGCAGGGUCUACUGGAAUCGAUGGUCGUGCGAUAACAAGGAAUGCAACUAUAUACUGCCAGCUGCGCCACGUCCCUUAUCCAUCGAGGACAUCAGAGCCGAAACCACCAAGCGCAAGACUCUUUUGCAGGUCAAGAAGAACGAUCUCCUUGUCCGGCGAGACCUGAUGAUCUGUGGUCACAAGGUCGAGCAAUACUUCCUGCCUGACAUGGAGGCCAAGGGUCGAUGUUGUGGGACUGUCCUUAUCUUCCGUGCUACAGAUGCCAUCAACAACACUCAGAACGGCCCAAAUCAUCUGUGGAUGGACAUUCAGGAGGCGGCUACAUAUGGCGAUGACUUCAAACGCAAUGCUGUCAAAUGUCCUGGGACCUCAUCGGAGAUCAUGACACGCAAUUUCCAGCGGAACUGGGGCGCCCCUUAUAAGUUUGUUGUGGCUGUCAAUUCCACCAGCUUCAAAGAGGCGCCGCCGUACGUCAUGCAAGCUCUCAAGCGGAUGCAAUGGGCGGGACGGAAAUCCGUGCAAGCAAGUAAUGACGGCUUUGAGGAAGGGCAUGCACUGAAGUCGCCAUCAAUGGACACGAAGUUCGUUGACUUCAAUGAACUGCUGACCAUUGGGUACAUGGAGGAUGAUGCCAUUAGUUACCACGACGAUGGCGAAGACACAUUGGGACCCACGGUUGCAACUCUGUCUCUUGGAAGCUCUGCGCGCAUGCUGUUCGCAGAGAAGACAAAGUACAACCCUAAGACAAAGAAGGGAACCAGAAGUACGGCGCGCAACCAAGUGCUCGCGUUUCCCCUUCACCACGGCGACAUGGUGGUCAUGCAUGGGGCUCAAGUCCACCAGCAGUACGACCAUAAGGUCGAACCCAGCGGCAAACGACGAUUCGCCUUGACGUGCCGAAACAUCAUCAUCAGUAAAAUCCCAGAAGACCAGCAGGAGAAUGCCAUAACCAAAGGAGAGAUUCCCGCAGAGGCGGGACAGUGGACGUAUGAUGGGUACUAA